Molecule: messenger RNA, 654 nt
Organism: Nicotiana tabacum (common tobacco)
Lineage: Eukaryota; Viridiplantae; Streptophyta; Magnoliopsida; Solanales; Solanaceae
Source: RefSeq, a predicted model, not a curated record
AUGAGGUUUAAACUGGUAUUCACUGUUGGACCUGAGGCUGAGGAGAGGUUGUUGAGAAGUUGUGAUGUGCCAUUGUUCGAGAUUGGAUCUUUCAAGAAGUAUGACGAAAUAUUUAUUGGUGGCAUUACUCUACACCCUGUAGAAUAUUUAAUUGGAGUUGAAUGGGCGUACAAGUCCAACUACAAAGCAGUUAGAGAAGUAGAUGGUUUCAAGGUGAAGGAGAAAUAUGUUGAUGAUAUUUUGAAGGAUUUUACCAUGAGUAAAACCAAAUCAUAUAAGAGCAAUAUUCAAGUUAAAUUGAAGUUGACUAAAGAUGACACUCGUGAUUUUGUUGAUGCUACAUAUUUUAGGAAAUAUGUGGAAAGUCUAAGGUACUUGACUUCUACAAGGCUUGAUAUUACUUAUGGAGUUGGAUUAAUUAGCAGAUUUAUGAAGACUCCACGACAAUCCCACUUGCAAGCAGCAAAGAGAAUUUUGAGAUAUAUUCAAGGUACGCAGACUGAUGGUAUAUUUUAUUCAAAGACUAGUGAUAGUAGUCUUGUGGGAUUUACAAACAAUGACUGGGCUGAUGAUACGAUACAAAGAAAAAGUAUUUCUGGCUAUGCAUUUUAUUUGGGUUUUGGUGUAUUUUCUUGGUCUUCCAAAAAGCAAUAA